This is a messenger RNA of Tachysurus vachellii, 999 nucleotides long. RefSeq lists its product as uncharacterized. The transcript has 2 exons. Lineage: Eukaryota; Metazoa; Chordata; Actinopteri; Siluriformes; Bagridae. The record is from RefSeq and is a predicted model, not a curated record. The coding region runs from base 1 to 999 and encodes 332 amino acids.
AUGCACUUGUUAACCUUACUGACAUUGCAGAUUUACCUGACUUUGAAGGUAAUCUCUCUCGUGACAUCACCUACACCAGGCCAGGCCGACAUUAUUUCUGUUACCUCUCAUGAAGAGUCAUCUCUUACACGCCAGGGUGCAUGGGCAGAAACAUUUGAAAUUCCCAGCUUUUCCGUGGAUGUGGAAUAUAGACUGCGCCAGGGAAACCUCUUGUUUAUGAGAGAUAAGACAUACUUGAAAGUUCCCAGGGACAUGAAACAUGAAGUGCUUGAAAAGCUUGCUGAGGCUAUGUACAAAUUUAAAGCAUAUCCCCGUGAAGUAGAUUUCAAUGAUGUUGCAUCGGCACUUGUCAAAAAACAUCCAUGCCUUUUUGAACCAGGCUCCUCCACUGGAUGGAACGGAUGGAAAAACAGUAUAAAGUUUAAAAUGGGUAAUUACAGGAGCAAACUACGGAGAGCUGAAUGCACCGAUGUUCUUGUUAAUUCAAUGAAAAGAGGGAGCCAAGAUUCUCCAAGAAAUGUCAAGAAACCCAAACGAUUCGAGAUCAAUUUUCUACCCAAUAUGCCUUCUGGUGAAAGUGAAAGCAGCAUGGAAUCAAAACGAUUAGAAAUUGUGGAGGAGAUGAAGAAACGACAUCCGAGUUCUACACUGAUAGCACAGUACAUGGACACAACCUUUUCGCUAAGAAGAAAAGAGUUGGUUGAAAAGGAGCCUUCAGUAAAAGAGACUUUAGAAAGAUGGCCAGCACUCUUCAGGGAAAGUCAGAUUAUUGCAGAGUUCAACCGGAUCACAAGUAAAAACCUCAAGCAAGAAUUCUUCUCAGCCCUAGAUACACAUACUUCUCGGUUUCUGGAAGUUUUCAAAUCAAAGAAAGGCACAGCUGGAAAAAAGCUCUCGGAGUAUCUAAUGCAAAUGAAGUCUGCAGUAAGGUGUUUUUUUUUUUUAAACAAUAGUGUAAGUCCAUUUGUCAACUUUAAAGUGAUCUGUUUUCACUGUUGA